Molecule: messenger RNA, 1406 nt
Organism: Telopea speciosissima
Lineage: Eukaryota; Viridiplantae; Streptophyta; Magnoliopsida; Proteales; Proteaceae
Exons: 7
Coding region: 240-758 (172 amino acids)
Source: RefSeq, a predicted model, not a curated record
AAAUUGGUGAUUAUUGAUGAUAAUAGUGACCGUUGGCUCAUUUUACAACUGACGAGCGACAGACAUUCAAUCUUUGUGAGAAUCCUGCCCAAGCCAUUCCUGUGAACCAGUCAACCAUUCCACUGCGCACACUCCAACAAUGCUCUGGUUAACGGAGACCAACAAUGGAAAACAUUAGGAACGAACAAUAACAUUUCAAAUAGGGAGGAAGCUAUUAGUAACACUGAUUUUGGGGCUUAAUGUCUUCGUUGCUGGUUAAGCCGACUUCAACGUCUCCAUCUCCGUCGUCACUCAUCUUCUCUUCUCGUUCUCGUUCUGGUUUGUUUUCUUCACUCAGCUUCGCCAGAAAGACGAAUAGAAGAUGCCUUCAACUGAGAACUCGCGCUUAUGAUUCUUCCGAUUUUAAAAAUUCUGGAACCGGCGACUCGAGACCCCCUAAUAGAACUCUGCCAAAGAGCCGGAGAGAAAUUCUAUUGGAGUAUGUUAAAAAUGUGCAGCCAGAAUUUUUGGAAUUGUUUGUGAAAAGAGCACCCCGGCAGGUGGUUGAUGCAAUGCACCAGACAGUUACUAAUAUGAUUGGGACACUUCCCCCACAAUUCUUUGCAGUAAUAGUUACCACAGUCGCUGAAAAUCUUGCACAGCUCAUGUACAGUGUUAUGAUGACUGGGUACAUGUUUAGGAAUGCGCAAUAUCGUUUGCAAUUGCAACAAAGUUUGGAGCAGGUUCCCUUCCUGAUGUACAGGAGAAAAAGGAACUAACAAGUGCUACUGGAGAAGAUGUAGUGUUGGCUAUGAACACAUUUAUAAAGCGCCUCCUGGCAGUUUCGGAUCCUCUGCCCAAACGAAGGAACUGCUGUAGGACUAGGUCAGAAAGAUAGAUCAAAACCCUACAAGUGAGGGACCUGAUCUCAAGUAACUUCACUCCUUCUGGAUAGGCGACAGCAACAGAGACUAGUGCACCAGAACUUGCCAGGUUGCUUUAUUGGCUGAUGGUAGUUGGCUACAGCAUUCGCAACAUCGAGGUAGGUGCAUUUUGACAUGGAGAGAGUACUCGGUACUCCUCCGAAGCUUGCUGAGUUAUCACCAGGGGAAAAUAUCUAGGUAUCGGAUGGAAGUACCAAGAUUGAAUGGUGAGUGGUCAGAACACAGUUACCUUUACAGUCCAGAGGUUGUAUCUGGUGGCAAGUCAGUAACCUUAUUUGAAAUUGGGAUUUAUCAAACCUAGAAGGCAAUUGUUUGGGGGUGGCUUAGUACUUUGGAAAUUGAUUGGUUACUUGGAUUUUACACAGUUGAGUUUGUGUAUUCCACUCAUUUGUGCUCAAAAAAACUUUUGGCCAUGAUAUUUAUGUAAAGAACCGGUGGAAAUGAAUAGUUAAGAAUUGAUUUGGAAUGGUUAUGGUAUGUCAA